AUGUACGACGGUGUGGGGCAACUGAGGUCGUUGAUUCUGAAGUUGAAUCAUACGCAACAAGCGGCCUUGCUUGACCGUCUCUUCUCUUUGGCAAGAGAUGAUACAGCGGACAUUGAUCUGUCUCCUCCGGUGGUUAGGGUAGUAUGGGUUCUGCUUGGGAUAUCGACAGUCGUGGUCACCACCCGACUCACAAUCAAGUACCGGACGACUCGACGACUUUAUCUCGACGAUGGACUCAUGGCUCUUGCCUUGUUGCUUGCUUGGAUUCAUGCUAUCUUCUUGCAAAUUUCGUUCUGCAAUGGUCUCGGUCGUCAUGUCUUCUACCUCGAGGGUCACAACAGAUAUCUUGCUCUCAAAUAUGGAUUCUUAUCACUGGUCUGGAGUUACCUUUGUCCUAUGUUUGGCCGUCUCAGCUUUUGUGUAUUCCUUCUUUGCGUCGCAGAAACCGAUCCUCGAACCAAGAAAUGGCCCAUCUGGACAUUCAUGAUUCUACAAAUUAUCGUCAACGUUCUGGCAUCCACGCUACUCCUGUCAACUUGCGGAAUGCAUCUUGAAAGCAUAUUUUCGCUCGAUCUUGGCAUCUACUUCACAUACUGUCUGCCAGUAGAGGUUCAGACAAACUAUGCCUAUUUUGCUGGUGAGNCCAUGAUUGCAGCCAUUGUACGAACAGUUGCCGCGCAUAAACUUAACGAUGUUGGCGAUUAUACCUNNGUAAGUUGCAAGAACAGUUUCCGUCGACCUAUCCACCCGAUCCUAACGAGUGCUCCAGAUCAACUGACACCCUUCGUUACAUGGGUCUCGGUCGAACUCAACGUCGUGCUCACCGUCACAUCGCUACCCCUGUUACGACCCCUGGCCCAGGAGGCCCGCCAGAGAGCCAACAAACUCUUCUCUGUCACUCGAAAGGAAAAGGAGCCGUGGGAUGACACAAUCUCGCUGCGCAGCAUACAUACCUCAGGAGCAGAUGAAGAAGAAGCCAAGACAGGAGCUGGCGUAGGAGUGGUUGCUCUGGGUUCGCCAGCAAGCGAAGGAGGCUUUGUGGCUCAACAGGACAUGUCGAGUGUUGUUCGCACCGUCGAAGUGCAGAUCAGCUACGAGGCGAACGAGACGCCAAUGAUACACGCUUGCUUGGUUGGACUGGUCCAAGGUCAAGCGAUGGAACGUCUGGCUGGCCGAUGA
This is a messenger RNA of Aureobasidium musti, 1179 nucleotides long. The record is from the annotation of a GenBank genome assembly. NCBI's taxonomy places the organism in Eukaryota, Fungi, Ascomycota, Dothideomycetes, Dothideales, Saccotheciaceae.